Molecule: messenger RNA, 1365 nt
Organism: Annulohypoxylon maeteangense
Lineage: Eukaryota; Fungi; Ascomycota; Sordariomycetes; Xylariales; Hypoxylaceae
Product: carbohydrate esterase family 1 protein
Exons: 4
Coding region: 177-1055 (292 amino acids)
Cellular component (GO): extracellular region
Molecular function (GO): hydrolase activity
Source: RefSeq, a predicted model, not a curated record
CCUGGAUGGAUACCUACUAGGGCAUCUUGAUCGGUAUUGGGUCUCGGGUUCGAAUAUAUAUGAGCAAGAAUCCAUAUAUAUCCGAGACCUGAAUCUUACCUUUUUAUGCUUAUUAAAAAUCUAACAUUCUCUAAGGAAAAGACUUAAGCCAUAUCGUUUUCUGACCCAAAUUCACUAUGAAGGGAAUUUCUAGUACCUUGGCAGCGCUGCUGUGUUCUUCCACGACAUAUGCGGCGUUGACACAGGUGGCCAACUGGGGAGAGAACCCGACAAGCCUUGACAUGCAAGUCUACCUUCCUGCUAAGUUAGCAGAGAAGCCCGCAAUCAUUCUCGCUCUACACUACUGCGGUGGCACGGGGCCUGCAUACUAUCAAAUGGCGAAGUACGACACUUAUGCCGACGCACAGGGCUUCAUAGUCGUCUACCCAUCUACUAAGAAGGAUAGCAAUUGUUGGGACGUUGCAUCCCAAAAGACGCUCACGAACAAUGGAGGAGGUGAUAGCACGGGCCUGGUCAACAUGGUUAAAUACUUGAUCGAGAAGUAUAACGCAGACCCGGCGAAGGUGUAUGCCACUGGCUCCUCAUCGGGAUGCAUGAUGACCAACGUGCUCUUGGCUGUAUAUCCCGACGUAUUCGCCGCUGGAUCGUGUUACUCGGGCGUCGCUGCGGGGUGUCUCGCAGGCUCUCCUGGAUCUAGCCCGCAAAGCGCUGAUCCCCUAUGCGCCAGCGGCCAGAACGUCAAGACGGGUGAACAGUGGGCGGAGCAGGUGAAGGCGAUGUAUCCUGGGUUUACUGGGUCGUAUCCUCGCAUGCAGACAUUCCACGGAACUGCUGACCACUUUGUGGAAUACAAGAACCUAGCAGAGCAACUGAAGGAAUGGUCCGCUCUUCUCGGAGCUGAGUUCACCAAGAAUGUCACGAACACGCCUCAGUCGGGCUACACUCAGAUGGUGUAUGGGGACGGAACCAAGUUGGUGGGGUACUCUGCAGCCAACGUCGGCCACACCGUGCCCGUCCAUCCUCAGCUUGACGUAGCUUGGUUUGGCCUGGGAUAGGAUGUUGACUUCGUGAGAUGAAUUACUGAUAUGGGAAAGUCGUAUCGCAGAUAGCUGAGAAGUGGACUAUGAGUUGUUUCAAUUGCCGUUAAUGUUGAAUGAAAUCUGCAACCCCUUGUAGACCGCUUCGUAUUGUCGGCUACGACACGUCAACUGCGUUAUUAGCGUUACCAUCAAGGUGAAUUAAUCUCAGAGGACGUUUUCUAGAAUCGUCAAUAUGAGCGUCGUCGCUUAUGUAUGUUCGGGUAAAUACAGCUUGCCAAAAGUAGAUAAUGACUUUGGUAUGGAAGAAAAGGGAUGGUGGAGUGGC